AUGCCGCCCGUGCACUUCCGCCUGCCCGGCGUCGUGCCCAGCCUUGACGAAAUCGUGUGCUCGGAGCCCUGCGCCCUCCAGCCGGGCCCCUACAGCAAGGCCGCGUUCGUGGACUUCUUGCGCCUGUCCCACUGCGCAGAGAACCUCGACUUUGUGUGGGACGUCGACCGGUACUUGGAGCGCUUCUGCCAGCAGGAAGCCGUGCCCUUUCUCGACGACGAGACCAUCCUCGAGAACCUGCGGCUCGUGCGCUUGUGGACGCUCAUUUACGACACGUACAUCUGCCGCACGGCGCCGCGCGAGGUCAACGUGCCCGGCAAGUUGCUCGCCCGCUUCCUGGCCCACGUAUUGCCAGACCACAAGGAGGUACUGGUCUUGCGCAAGGCCGUGUACGAGCUUCUCUCGGCCAACUACAACGACUUCGUGACCUCGGCCCGCGAGCACCACGCCCACCACAUCUUGUGCCGCCGCCCGCUGGAGGCCGUGGCCCCGGAGGCCCUGCUGCAGGACCACGACUCGCCGCACGACGUGCUGUCGCCAGACACCAUCUUCCACAUCAUCAGCCCGGACCUCCUGGUGCAGUGGGAAAAGACGCUCGAGACGUACGAGAUGCUGAAGCUCGCGAGCUCCUGCGAGUCCGCGGGGCUCCCGACCAGGAACAACUCGGCGGGCGCCGCGUCCACGCGCCCGUCGUCCCGCGGCUCGUCGCUCGGCUCGGUGUUCGACAAUAUCCGUGAGUACUCCGGCUGGAAGAAAACGGUGCGCAAGUUGCGCCCGCGCCGCUCCUCUUCCGAGAAGCCGGCGGACGACAUGUCGCUUUGA
Metschnikowia bicuspidata var. bicuspidata NRRL YB-4993 is the source of this 822-nucleotide messenger RNA. It is a transcript of the gene RGS2, whose product is annotated as GTPase-activating protein. The coding region runs from base 1 to 822 and encodes 273 amino acids. Lineage: Eukaryota; Fungi; Ascomycota; Pichiomycetes; Serinales; Metschnikowiaceae. The transcript has a single exon. The record is from RefSeq and is a predicted model, not a curated record.